AUGUUGAAUCACUCAAAGGAUACUGAUUAGAAAGAGAGAGAGAAAAAAAUUGCUCUGUGGGAGGGGCCAUGCUUUAUAAAACCAGUCAUCACCAUGUCUGAAUUCUAACAACUCUUGGAGGACCGUUUCCUGUCAGACAGCACCUCAGAGAAUAGCAAGAUUGAAACAAUGGAAGACAUUUAUGUGGCAAACACAAUUUUUGCCAUCAAUUUCUUCAAGCAUCUGGCAAAUACAAGCACCACCCAGAAUCUCUUCUUCUCUCCAUGGGGCAUCUCAUCCACCAUGGUCAUGGUCUACCUGGGUGCCAAAGGCAACACUGCAGACCAGAUGGCAAAGGUGCUUCAGUUUAACAGUAUUGGAGUCCCUGAAGUGACCCCAAUGACCCCAGAGAAUGACACCAGCUGUGAGCUCAUGCAGCAGAUGCAGGUCACUUAUCCUGAUGCUAUUUUGAAGGUACAAGCUGAAAACACAAUCCAUUCUGGCUUCCAUGCUCUUAUCUCUGCUAUCAAUGAGACCAAGGGGGGUUACAUAUUGGAAAGUGCCAAUAAGCUGUUUGGAGAGAAGACUGCACAAUUCAGGGAGGAAUACAUCCGACUCUCUAAGAAAUAUUACUCUACCGAACCCCAGGAAGUUGACUUCUUAGAAUGUGCAGAAGGAGCCAGAAAAAAGAUUAAUUUCUGGGUUGAGACUCAAACAAAAGGUCAAAUUUCAAACUUGUUACCCAAAGGUUCUGUAGAUUCAGACACUAGGAUGGUCCUGGUGAAUGCUGUCUACUUCAAAGGAAAAUGGAAAACUCCAUUUGAGAAGAAAUUAAGUGGACUUUAUCCUUUCCGUGUGAACUCGACUCAGCGUAAAUCUGUACAGAUGAUGUACUUGCAUGAAAAACUGAACAUUGGAUACAUAGAAGACCUAAAGGUUCAGAUUCUAGAACUGCCAUAUGCUGGAGAUGUCAGCAUGUUCAUAUUGCUUCCAGAUGGAAUUGCUAAUGUGUCUACUGGCUUAGAGUUGCUGGAACGUGAGCUAACAUAUGACAAUCUCAACAAGUGGAUCAGCAAAGACACAAUGGCAGAAGAUGAUGUUGAGGUGUAUAUCCCCCAGUUCAAAUUAGAAGAGCGCUAUGAACUCAAACCCAUUCUGAGAAGCAUGGGCAUGAAUGACGCCUUCGUCAAGGGCCAGGCCAACUUCUUAGGAAUGUCAGAAGGAGAGGAACUGUUUCUCUCUGAAGUGUUUCACCAAGCCACUGUGGAUGUCAAUGAGGAGGGCACUGAAGCAUCUGCUGGAACCGGGGCUAUCAUGUCAGGGAGAACCGGCCAUGGAGGCCCACAGUUUGUGGCCGAUCAUCCUUUCCUCUUCUUUAUAAUGCACAAAACAGCUAAAACUAUUCUCUUUUUUGGCAGAUUUGUCUCACCCUAAAAGUGGAAGUUUCUGUUUCAGUACAGAAUUUUGUAGCAUGAGGUAUAAGCCUCAGAAUUGCUGUAAUUACCAAAAAUGUAGGGACUUUUUCUAUGUGUUUCUAAACAAUUUCUACUACACACUAAAUAUAAAUACAGAACUAACCAGACAACUGUCAAUCGUAACAUUGCAACCCUAUUAAUUGGUUUCCUAAAAUGGGAUGAUGUUGAAUUUAGUUCUCUCUUAUUCUUUGUUUAUUUUAUAGCAAUAAGUUUUAUUGUAUUAUUUAUUAUUUUAUAUAAUUUUAUUAUUGUUAGCUGUCUAUUUAAUGUAGCUGAUACAGAAAACAGGUGAUCAGUUAUGUUUCUUUCUAAGGAAGUACAUUUAUUGUUUUUGUGAGGAAGGAUGAGUAGGUGUCUUUCCAUCUCCUUCUAUGAUGAAAACCUAGAAGAUUGCAUUGAACAACAAGCAAAUAUAUGUUAUGUACAUUUGUAACAUUAUAUAUCAUAUAGAUGUGACUGUCAAUGAUGUAAGAUUACAAAUACACAAUAAAUAAAUAUGUUUCCACACAA
This is a messenger RNA of Pipistrellus kuhlii (Kuhl's pipistrelle), 1964 nucleotides long. It is a transcript of the gene SERPINB2, whose product is annotated as serpin family B member 2. The record is from RefSeq and is a predicted model, not a curated record. Bases 169 to 1413 code for a protein of 414 amino acids. The transcript is spliced from 8 exons. Gene Ontology annotation, biological process: negative regulation of endopeptidase activity. Gene Ontology annotation, molecular function: serine-type endopeptidase inhibitor activity. Lineage: Eukaryota; Metazoa; Chordata; Mammalia; Chiroptera; Vespertilionidae.